Molecule: messenger RNA, 1017 nt
Organism: Carya illinoinensis
Lineage: Eukaryota; Viridiplantae; Streptophyta; Magnoliopsida; Fagales; Juglandaceae
Product: serine/threonine-protein kinase ZRK1-like
Exons: 1
Coding region: 1-1017 (338 amino acids)
Biological process (GO): cell surface receptor signaling pathway; protein phosphorylation
Cellular component (GO): plasma membrane
Molecular function (GO): protein serine/threonine kinase activity; ATP binding
Source: RefSeq, a predicted model, not a curated record
AUGGCAUUUAUAUUGCAGAUUCUCUCUAACAUUCUUAAUAAGCUAAGAAUGUUGAGAAAAGAAAGAAAAAGAGAAAGAGAGAGAGCAUUUAUAGAGAAUGGAGGCAGGGUACUAGAGAAGCUGGUUUCCAUUUGUAAUGGCAAGCCUAUUCCCAUACGUACCUUCUCCUUUGCAGAGUUGAGCAAAACCACAAAUAACUUUGAUCCUCAACUUGUUAUACGUGAAGUGUGGCCUUAUCAAUGGUAUAAAGGUCAUCUUGAAGGCCGAACAAUUUUCAUUAAGAAAGCAAAAGAUGUUGAUGCAAAGGAGGAGGUGUUCACUGAUUUAGCAAUUUCUGCGAAGCUGAGUGCUCACAAGAAUGUUCUAAAGCUCCUUGGUUGCUGCCUCGAGACUUCAGUUGUCAUUUUAGUGUAUGAAUUUGCCGGGAAGGGAACCCUGAGGGAUCUUAUUGCAGCCUCUAAUGAGCCCCUGACGUGGGAGAGUAGGCUAAAGAUGUCAAGAGAGAGUGCUCAUGCAAUAUCAUAUCUCCACACUGCAUUCUCUAGACCCAUCAUCCAUACCGACAUUGGACUACAUAAUAUCUUCAUAGACAGCCAUGGGAUUCCAAAACUGACUGGUUUUUCAUUUUCUUUAAUAAUCCCUGAGGGUGAAACUCAUGUCAUGGAUGAUGAUAACGAAUGCAGAUUUCAGAUGACUAGGAAAAGCCAAUGCCCCAACUAUAGGAAGACGGGGUGCAUAACAGAGAAAACUGAUGUCUAUUGCUUCGGUUCGACUCUCUUCCAAAUUUUAACUGGAAAGAGUCAUCCUUCUUGGAGGCCAACAUUUGGAAAUUGUGCUAUAAAUACAAUGGUGGAUCCUGUAAUCCUGGCGGGGGAAUUAAGAGGAGCUAGAGUGGAACAGCAAUUCCAAGCUGUGCAGGAGCUUGCUUUCAGGUGCAUGAAGGAGAAUCCAAUGGAAAGACCAACCAUGGUUGAUGUUACCAAAGAACUCAGACGAAUCGAAAAGUUUAUCCCGUAA